UGGUAUAGUCUACUGGUAAAAUUCCGAGAAUUGCGAACUGCGUCUUCUCAGAAGAGUUCUUCCAAGAACUGUCUUCGGUGGACACUUCCAAGAAAAAUAUACCAGGUGAACAAUGUCAAGUGCAGCAGACGGCUGCAUCAAGUUCACUCACCAUGCUGGUGAUGUGCUGUUCAACUUCAACCGCCUCCGCAGCAGAAACAUCCUGACCGAUGUUACCAUUGUGGUUGGUGGGCAGCAGUUCCGGGCACAUAAGACUGUUCUGAUGGCAUGCAGCGGCCUUUUCUACUCCAUGUUUGCAGACGCUUAUAAAAGCUCCUUGAGCGUUAUAAGUUUAGAUCCAAAGGUGGACCCCGAUGGCUUCGCCAUAUUGUUGGAGUUCAUGUAUACAUCCUGCCUCACGCUUAAAGAUAACUUCAUUAUAGCCACCCUCAACACAGCCACAUACUUACAGAUGGAGCAUGUGAUGGACACAUGCCAGAGGUUCAUGGACUCCAGGGGCUUGUGUGUAAAGCAGAGCAGAGCAGAGAUGCUGGUUAAUCACGGCCAUUUAUCUUCAGAAGCUCCCUUUAUCCUCAGCGAUGCCCUGAACACCCAAUCCAGCGUGAACUUCAGCACUUACGGUCCUCCCAGCCUGCACUAUGCAGUCAGCACUUCCACCGAAAGCCCUUCUCGCUUCUACAGACAUCUACCUCUCCCCAUGGACACCUCCAACACCGCAAACCCCCUCUGGCAGAUCCCGAAGACCGGCGUGAUAGCCCGUCAGCAGCACUCCCCGCCAGAAAGCGGAGUCUUGACUCGGACCGUGACUAACAAAGAAGCCACGGAAGCCAGAGAAGAGAAGAACCGUCCAUCUGUGCUCUUUCGUUCAGCUCGAGCUGAGGGAGACAGGAAGUCUCCGGUUCUGGAGGUGGAGAACAUCGAAGCGUGUCACACCGGCGCACCCAAGAGUCCUCUCAGGUCAGACUGCCAACCCAACUCACCCGCGGAGUCCAGCAGCUGCAGUCGAGGAGCGGCGUCUCCUCCCAGCUCCAUCAGUCACCCGAAGGCCCGCAACUGGAAGAAGUACAAGUUCAUUGUGCUGAACUCCACAGAUGGAGCGAAUGACAACAGCUCACCAACUCCAACUCACAUGGUCACAGAAUCCACCAAUAAGAGCAGUGAAGCCCGAGGGCAACCCAUUAUGGAUAGCAGAUCUACUGAUGAAUGCAUCAAAACAGAGGAGCGUGACACUUCACUUUCCAACACUUUGACAGAGGAGAGCAGCCCAGCACCCACAAAAUCAGAAGGGUUCAGACUCUACUGUAACGACUGCGAGUCCAAGAACGAAUCUUACGCAGAGAAGCCGCGGUGGCUGGAGGACGGAAAACCAUACAAAUGUGACGGCUGUCAGACCAUGUUCUGCUAUAAUGGAAUUCUAGCGAGCCACAAGUCUGGGCACACAGCAGGAGAAAAACCGUACCGCUGCAACGUAUGUGGAGCUCAGUUCAACAGACCUGCCAAUCUGAAAACACACUCACGGAUCCACUCAGGAGAAAAACCAUACAAAUGUGAAACCUGCGGCUCACGCUUCGUGCAGGUGGCUCAUUUGAGGGCACACGUCCUGAUCCACACUGGAGAGAAACCGUACCCGUGUGACAUCUGCGGCACGCGCUUCCGCCACCUUCAGACGCUGAAGAGUCACUUACGAAUACACACAGGAGAGAAACCUUAUCAUUGUGAGAAUUGUGACCUGCACUUCCGUCACAAGAGUCAGCUGCGUCUGCAUCUGCGACAAAAGCACGGUGCCGUCACCAACACCAAGGUCCAGUACCGCAGAAGCAGAACAGACCUGCCCGUCGGCUCCCUCGUGACCUCUUGAAAAAACACAAAGCUUUUUAGAGACUCGACAGAUACAUUUUUAAGUUCAUUUAAUGGUACGCCCACAAAAAAAGCCAUCAGAAAAUACAGAUGCCCGCAUGGAUCUUUGUCAAGCCAAUGUCCUAGUUUACUCAUAUGGUGACGUUCCAUACGGAAUAGUUCACCAGCACGUUCUGGAUCAGCCUGCAUGAUUUUACCCAAAUGUCAUGAUGGUUUAACAUUUUAAUAAUAAGUAAACACUGGCUUCCAGGCAUUGUAUGUCAAGUUCUCGUAAGUAAUCCUAGCGGAAGAUUGAAUAUGCAAAUAUAAUUUUAUCUGUAGUAUUUAUUUUUUUAUUAGGAAUGCUAUUUCACUCCCUCUCUAGUCAAACUAUGCACUGUAUAUAAUAUACAACGGGGAAUAUUGGUACAAAAUAAUUAUGCAAAUGCAGUGUAAAUGUUUUAUCAGUAUGGUACAUUUAAAGAAGCUCUGCUCUGUUUGACUGUUCUGUUGUAUUUACAUAUUUGUACAGCUGUUUUUGGUACUAGAGGACCAAAGGUCCUUGCAAUUAAAAAUUUGAUACCAAACAAAUGAGUGCA
Molecule: messenger RNA, 2435 nt
Organism: Labeo rohita (rohu)
Lineage: Eukaryota; Metazoa; Chordata; Actinopteri; Cypriniformes; Cyprinidae
Gene: bcl6ab
Product: BCL6A transcription repressor b
Exons: 9
Coding region: 113-1858 (581 amino acids)
Biological process (GO): regulation of transcription by RNA polymerase II
Cellular component (GO): nucleus
Molecular function (GO): DNA-binding transcription factor activity, RNA polymerase II-specific; RNA polymerase II cis-regulatory region sequence-specific DNA binding; protein binding
Source: RefSeq, a predicted model, not a curated record